AGAAUGCGUAUUUUGAUCAUAUUAAUAUCGUGUCUACUUCCGUUUUCUGUUGCUGACGAUCUAACACAAAUUUCUCACAAUGAAAUUCCAAAUGAAGAUAUUGUUUCAGACGAUGAAUCAAAAUGGAGGCUGGAAGCAAUACAUAAAAUGUGGGAAGAACGUCGAAAAAUGGGUCACACUCCGUUGGUGAAGUUCAGUCCACCAGGUUUUCCGAAUACUGAUAUAUUCUUCAAAAAUGAAACAGUUUCCGCCACAAGAACUUUGAAACACAGAUUUGCGUGGGCUCUAUUGCUUUGGGCAAUUGUUGAAGGGAAAGUCACAUCAAAAACAUCAGCUGUCUAUGAUGCAACAUCGGGAAACAUGGGAUCUGCAGAAGCUUAUAUGUGCACUUUAGUCGGGAUUCCGUAUUUCGCCGUAGUUUCUGAGGAAUGUGAACAAGAGAAAAUUGAUAACAUUGAGAAAUUUGGUGGAAAAGUUAUAAAGGUACCAACUGCUCUCCGAACUACAAAAAGCAACGAAUUUGCUAUUGAAAACAAUGGCUUUUAUAUAAACCAACAAAAAAACGCUGCACUCGCUGAAGAGUUUCAUGAAAGUGGAGAUUUUAUUAAUUAUGAGUCUUCUAAUGUCUUCCAUGAAAUUCUUGUCCAAUUGAAAGACAAUGAGAAGCAAACUUCAAAGGUACCUGAUUUCUUUGUUCAUCCUGCUGGCACUGGUGGAACUGUAUCAUCGGUUGGAAGAUAUGUAGUCAAAUAUGGUUUACCUACAAAAGUUGUUCUUGCUGAUUCACAAUUUUCGGUUUACUAUGAUUAUGUAAUUGGAAACAAGUUCACAAAUCAAACUGGAGAAAAAGUCUGGAGAGCUCCAGGAAUUGCUGGAACAGGAUAUGGAUAUGAUAUUGUACCAAUACAGUAUGGAGAAACAACAAGUUUAACAAAAAAUGUAAUAAAUGAAGCUAUGAAGAUGCCUGAUAUUGCAACAGUUGCCGCCAUGAGAAUUCUUAAUGAAAUGGGAUAUAAUGCCGGUGCAUCAACAUCUCUCAAUUUUUUGGUUUGCCUUUACAAAGCAUAUCAAACAAAACAAAAAUCAUCCAACAAUGAAUAUCAGCUUACAAUUGCAACUUUGGCUGGUGAUCCCGGAGAUUUUUAUCAUAGCACUUACCUAGAUGACGGAUGGGUUGAUACACAUUUAAAUUAUGUUGGCGGUGUGACUGCAAUGGAAUGUUGGAAGAAGUUAAUACAAGAAUCUAUCGAUACGGGAUCCAAUUUCUAUUUGAAUGGACUCACAAUGUGUUCAUGAUGCCUUAAUUAUGUUGUUUUUUUAAGUUUGGCAAUUUAUCUAAAUUUUUUUGAACAAUGAAUAAUAUUAAGUGUU
Molecule: messenger RNA, 1371 nt
Organism: Caenorhabditis elegans
Lineage: Eukaryota; Metazoa; Nematoda; Chromadorea; Rhabditida; Rhabditidae
Gene: cyts-1
Product: Tryptophan synthase beta chain-like PALP domain-containing protein
Exons: 5
Coding region: 4-1296 (430 amino acids)
Biological process (GO): L-cysteine biosynthetic process
Source: RefSeq, marked reviewed